This is a messenger RNA of Uranotaenia lowii, 542 nucleotides long. RefSeq names its product ribosomal protein S6 kinase alpha-1-like. Gene Ontology annotation, molecular function: ATP binding; ribosomal protein S6 kinase activity. NCBI's taxonomy places the organism in Eukaryota, Metazoa, Arthropoda, Insecta, Diptera, Culicidae. The transcript is spliced from 2 exons. Bases 27 to 521 code for a protein of 164 amino acids. Gene Ontology annotation, biological process: protein phosphorylation. The record is from RefSeq and is a predicted model, not a curated record.
UCCACGGUAGCAAUCGUAACGAUACGAUGAACCAGAUCCUGAAAACCAAACUUGGGAUACCAGAAAAUCUGAGCCCGGAGGCUCAGAGUUUGUUGCGGGCCCUGUUCAAACGCAAUCCCCAGAAACGGUUGGGAGUUGGCCCAAACGGUAUCGACGACAUCAAGCGGCACGAGUUCUUCUCCAACGUCGAUUGGGACGCGUUCGAGCGGAAGGAGGUGCGACCCCCUUUUAUUCCGGCCGUUUCCCGCGACGAUGCGUUUUACUUUGACACGGAAGAUUCCCCCGGUGGUCCGGUUAGUGCGAGUGCCCAUGAGAUCUUCCGUGGAUUCAGUUUUAUAGCGCCCUGUUUGCUGGACGACAUUCAGAAUCAGAUGGGUCCCAGGGCACCGUUUACGAACGAAAUUCCUGGCGUCAAACCGGUCGCCUUUGCCGAUGAGCACGCAAUGAUGCAGGAGCUGGGGCGGGGAACGUUCUCCGUUUGUCAGUUGUGUGAGAAUCGUACCACCAAGAAAUUAUAUUAAAAUUCAAUAAAAUGAUAAAAU